Molecule: messenger RNA, 7492 nt
Organism: Drosophila ananassae
Lineage: Eukaryota; Metazoa; Arthropoda; Insecta; Diptera; Drosophilidae
Gene: Myc
Product: myc protein
Exons: 3
Coding region: 1007-3142 (711 amino acids)
Biological process (GO): regulation of transcription by RNA polymerase II
Molecular function (GO): protein dimerization activity; RNA polymerase II cis-regulatory region sequence-specific DNA binding; DNA-binding transcription factor activity, RNA polymerase II-specific
Source: RefSeq, a predicted model, not a curated record
CAGAGGCAGAGGCCGGAGCCGUGGCCGCCACGUUUAAAAGCAUCAACAAUAACAAAAUUUUUUUUUCGAAUUUCGAAUUUUGCCACGAGCGAACGUUACCACUGGCUCUUCGUGGAUUUUUGGCUGUUUUCCGCCCGACAAAAAAAUAAAUAAAUAAAUAACAAAUGUAGAAACUACCUACCUAAUUCGAAAAUAUAAAAAAUCAUAUUCAAGAAAUUAAAUAAUGCCCCAUGCAACAACAGUGCUAAAAAAUAAAAAAAAAUUAUAAAAUAUCAAGCAAGGAAAAAUUAUAAGAAUAUAAAAAAUAAAAAACUUGCAGGUGUUAUUAAUAAUUUCAAACAAAAAUUAUUUGAAAAGAAAAAUUACAAAAGUAUAAAAUAUAAGAAGCAAGCAAGAAAGGAAGGAAGCAAGAGAAAACAAUUAACAAAUAAAUAACUAACAUAUUUUAAGGUGAUACGUGAAACGCUAAAAACAAAAAAAAAAAAACCAACAAAAAAUCCCGGCAAAUACAAAAAUAAAGAAAGAAAAUCGAAAGUUCUCUGCGAUCGGAAGAUAAGGAGAGCAGAGAAAUAAAUUACAGCAAGAAAGAAUUGCAAAUUAACGGUAAAGCGCGCGGAAAAAUAAGGAAAAAAAAAAAGAAAUAAAAAGAAGGGCGAAAUUUUUUUUGGUGUCCCUUUUUUUGGUGUUUUUUUUUUUUUUUGCAAAUCCCCACACACACAAACACCCUCCCCCCAAAACAACAACAACAACCACAACAAUAAUUGACGCAAAAAGUGCGCAACAACACUUGUGAAGAAAAACACAACGUAUAAGAUAUAGGCGAGAUAUCUAGAAAACUUAACCAAAUUGGAUUACAUUUAAUUGAAUAGACAACUACACUGACAACUGGAUACACACAACAAACCACACACACACACUCAACACACCCACUACAGCACUAUCCAGUAACGGAAUCUUAAAGCUGUCUUAUAAGACGGCUUCCACUCAGGAAAUAGACGACAUAUGUAUGUUUUUUAAACCGGACACAAUGGAACUCGAAUACGGAUCCAUAUCCAUAUCGGAUUCGUUGCAAAUGGAACUGGACGAAAACUUCGAGCUGAUGGACGACAGCAUGGACCAGAUGGGCCACCUGAUGGACGACGAUUUGUUCCUCCACGGCCUCCACUCCAGCAUUGAGAGCGACGUGGCCAAGAUCUCCGAUACCACCACCAGCUGCGCCUUCUCCCGGGAGGAGGAGGACAUUAAGACGGGUAUCCGGAAUGCCGAUUGUAUGUGGUCGGCUAUACAUAAUGGCGCUAAUGCCGGUACAAAUAUGAAUAAUGGUGGUAAUAGUGCCGCCUCAUCGUUCUCCGAUACCAUUUCUAUGCCACUGGCAGCGGUAUCCAAUUCACAGAAUCCCUACGAUCUGAAACAGCAACAGACCACCACCACCGCCAACAAGCUGGUGUACAUUAAGGACGAGCCAUUAGAUGAGACAAAUACCACCACAACCACAGCCUACCAGCCGAUGAUCAGCAGUCGGGGCAGCCGAUUGGGCGACAAGAAGUCCAUCCAACAGACAACAAAUAUGACGAACGUGGAGUCGAUACCGCCGGGCGGUAGUCUGCUCCGCAAGAGGAACAAUCCAGCCGGCGAGUCUCUGUCCAAAUUGAAAGUUCGAACCUGCCAGAGGCCCGAUACUCCGCAUAGUUUGGACGACGAGGGCAUCCGAAUGCCGUCGUCCAAUCCACCGGCACCCGAAUUCCGGCACAAUGUCGAUCUACGUGCCUGCCUCAUGGGCAGUAAUAACAUUUCACUGACCUCCGAUGGCUUCAAUUGCAUCAAUCAGAUAUGCCAGGAUCUGCAGAAUCUGAAUGGUAAAGGUCUUGUCAAUGUUAGAUUCCCAUUGCCGGCCUUCUCCGAUGUCCUCGAGGUCCUGAACGCCCAGGAUCAGUGCAACAGCAACGACAUGUACAAUAGCGGAUCGGUGGCAAUAUCGCCACCAACUACCAGUUCUGAUUGCGAUUCGGAUGACGGUAAUUCAUCGGUGAACUACAGUUCAGCCUUUGGGGCGACGGGACAGCGGCUGAGGAAUCAUCGUUCCCACGGAUCUGCCUCCAAUAUGAUGCAACACAUCACCGAUCAUAGUUAUACCCGUUGCAACGAUAUGGUCGACGAUGGACCCAGUCUCGACACACCCUCCGAUUCUGAGGAAGAAAUCGAUGUGGUAUCCUACACGGACAAGAACCUGCCCACGAAUCCCUCGUGUCACGUGAUGGGCGCCUUGCAAUCGAAAAUAUCGGACAAGAUCUCCCGUGACGAUCAGACGAAGAGCCAUGAGUACACUCUCCCGUAUACGCCGGCGAGCAGUAGUCCCGUUAAAUCAGUGGCCAACUCCCGUUACCCAUCACCAUCGAGUACACCGUACUCGUUCGCAUCAGGACAUGGCCAGAACUGUUUGGACUUCCCCAACGUGAACACGAGUUGUUCGAGCAGUUCCAGCAGCUCCAGUUCGAGUUCGAGUUCCGGGUUCGUGAGUGCCACCACUAACAACAAUACCAAGAAUCGGAAGCGUUACUUUGUGAAGGUGAGUGGUGGUGGCGGAGGAGGAUCGAUGCCGAAGGCGGCAUGCCACAGGGACAUGACGACGACGACGACGGCGACGGUGUCCUCUGGGAUGAUGGCGAGCAAAAAGUGCCGUGGCAAGAAGGCGGCUGGCAGUGAUCAGGAUAUGGUCUUGGUGCGUCAGAACUCGACAUCGGGCAUGUCGGCGGCUGGUUCCCGCCACCACCAGCAGCAGCAGCACCACCACCAGCAGGCACACCACCAGCAGCAGCAGCAACAGUACAGUUUGGACGAGGCGGACACGAUCGAGAAGAGGAAUCAGCACAACGAUAUGGAACGACAGCGUCGUAUCGGUCUCAAGAAUCUAUUUGAGGCGCUGAAGAAACAGAUCCCGACCAUCCGAGACAAGGAGCGGGCGCCCAAGGUGAAUAUCCUGCGGGAGGCGGCCAAGCUGUGCGAGCAGCUGACCCGCGAGGAGGAGGAGCUAAGCAGCCAGAAGUUUGCUCUGCACAAGCGGCUCAAGGAGCAGCACGAGAUCCUGGCCAGGCUGAGGGCCAUGAAGCGGGAAAAGGAGACGGCGGUGUCCGUCAGUGGAUAGUCCUCGGUCGUCCUACAAGGAUUCCUGCGGGAUUCAUCCCACUCCUGCAGGAGUGGCAGCGGCGGCGGCGUAGCUAGGCUUUAGGAGUGCUUAGGAUAUAUAUAUAUUUUUUUUUUCUUACUAGGAUAUAUGUAUUUUUUUCAACCUCCCCCCCUUCCCAAAUUUUUCGACUUUUUUUUGCAAUCGAUUUUGAUAAUCGAUUAAUUUUUUUUUAUCUUUUAUUUUUUAUUUUCGCUCUUGACCUUAAGCGUUUGUUUAAUUUUUCUUUUUCUUUUAUUUUUUGCUCUAAUUUCUUAUUGAACUUCAAUAUCAGUUGGUAGGUUAUUUUUUAGGAUAUUAAUAGUUUAGGAAUUUUUUUCGGGCUUGCUUUUAUUUUAUUCAGACUAUAUAUUUAAAAAACAAAAAACAACAGCAAAAAAUUUGAUUUCUUUAAUGUGAUAUAUAUAUGAUUUUCUUAACCAGCGAUUUAAUUCUUUUUUUGCUUGAAAAGAAACAAAACCGAAAACUAAAAACUAAAAACUAAACAACAAUCAUGGAAGAAAUAUUUAAGGACAGACUCUUUUUGAUAUGAAAUCAAGUUGAAGUUUAAUAUAUAUUUUUUUUAACUAUAAUAAUAUAAAUAUUUUUUGUUUACUGCUUACUAUUUUUUUAGGGUUUAGCUUUUAGAGUUAAGGUCUCUGUAUAUAACAUAUAUAUAUAUAUAUAUAUAUAACUAUUUUUUUUUUUAAUUAGAGCUACUUAACCAUGAAUUAAACUAAAAAAAAAAAAUUUAAAACAAAACAAAGUAAGGAAAACAAAAACACAAAAAAAAAACAAGGACAAGGAACCAAAACAAUGAAGUGAAAAGUGAAAACAAAAUGAAUAAUAAAUAGGAGAAGUAGGAGAAGAGAAGAAAGGAGAAAAAGAAAGGGAAAGGAAGGGAAAAAGGAGUGAAAAGUAAAAAAGAAAAACACAAAAACGGAAACGGAAAACAGACAAAAGUUACAACGAAAGAGCCACAAAACCUAGAAAGGAAGGAGAAAAGAAAGAAAGUAAGAACGAAAGAAAGAGGCAAAGAGAAAGUCGAAAAACACAGUGAAGAGCAUAAAGAUCUAUAUAUACGGAUAUAUAUAUAGGUUUCUUAUAGGAUUUAUGUACGUAGUAUAGCUAAAAGUAGAACUUUUGGUUGCAAAAAAAAACAACAAAAUUUAACUUACUUUCGGAAAUAUAUACAUAUAUAUAUAUUUACUAUUAUGCGUAUAUAUAUAUCGGAUAUAACGGAUAAAUCUUUUUUUUUUUUAUAUGCGCGCUUGGAUCGAAAAGAUAUAUAAUGAAAAGAUAUAUAUAAUCCCCAUAAAGACGCAUCCCUGGAGCAGAGAAGAAAAAAAAAAGAAAAAAGAACCUUAGCUAUUCUGUAAUUGCUUUUGCUUUAGAUCCCCCCCCCCCCCCAAGAUCGAUCCCCUGCUAUUAUCUAUAUAUCUUAUAUGACGAUGAUGAUAAUGAUGAUGAUGAUUUAUGAAAAGAAGAAACGCUUUUAAUAUUUAUACCCGUAAACCAACAAAAACACUUGAACUCUACUGCCUAUAUCAGAAAAAUACAUUUUUUUUUUUACUUUGCUAUUAUAUUUGAAUGAAAUAUUCAAAUAUAUAUACUAUAUAUAUAGUGCUAUAUACAAUCUAUAUAGUGUGUAUAUAGUCAAAUCGUUUUACAAUCAUAUUACUAUAUAUAUUAUCCUUUUUUUUUUUUGUUUAACGCUAUAUUAUAUUUAGGUAUAUUAUAUUUUUUUAAAAACUGAUAACUAUGCAUAUGAAAUGCGCAAAACUUAACGAAAAAAACAAAAACAAAGGAAUUAAGAGUAAACUUUAAAAACAAAAAAAAUAAAUACUAUUUAAUAGUGGUAUCCUGAACCCUGAAACGAAAAGAAAGGGAGGGAGAUAGAUAGCUAGAGAGAGAGAGAGUGAGAAAGUUAGAAAGAGAGCGAGGUGGAGAGAAAGAAUACAAAAAUUGGCUGCAAAGUUUGCUGUUGUUGGUUGGAGGUGUGUGUUGGAUAUAAUGAUUAUGAUAAAAAAAAAAAAUAUGAUCCAAGAGAUACAAGAUAUAUAUAAAAGAAGAAGAAGAAUACAUUGAAGAACCCACGUCACCCCCCGAAAAAAAACUCAAACUUUUGUGAGCUGUUUAACUGUCGAUUUUUUGCUAAUAAGUUGCCUUUCGGCAAUAUGUUAUAUAUGAUUAACGAUUAUAUACCAAUUGUUUACAUGCAUCUAAAUAUACAUACACUUUAUAUAUAUAUAUAUAUCUGCUCUAACUAUACUAUAUAUAUAUAUAUAUAUAUUUACUAAAAGGACAUGAUGAAGCAUAAAAAAAAGCGAAUGAAGUUGAAAAACGCAUAAGAAAAAAGAGCAUUAGGAAAAAAAAAAAACAAAAAACACAAGAAACGAAACGAUUCUAAGGAAAUGUCAACUGUUAUUUAGGUUUAGAUACACUGCAAGAAAAAAAUUUACACAUGAUAUGACCAGAAAAAUAUGUCCUAAAAAAUGAGAUCGAAAUUUCUUUUUAAUUUAAAUUAAACAACUAAAAAAAAAGAGGACGUUUCAACGAAAUUUUUUUUUUCAAUGUGAGUUUCUAGGCUUUGUACCAAUACUACUAUAUAUCUAUAUGCCCCAUAUAUUAUAUACAAUUCUUAUACUAUAUAUUUUUUUUGUCUAUUACUAGCAAUAUCGUUUAGGUAUGAAAACAUGAAAUAUAUAUUUUUGAUUUUUAUUUUCUAAUUUUUUUUUUUCAAUUAUUACGCCGCCGCAAAAAUGUUCGAUUUUUUGAAGGCAAAAAUAUAAUGAAAAACUAAAAAACAAGCACGACUUAAUUACUUAACUAUUAUUUCUUUUUUGAAUAAUAAAUGCUAUGCUAAAAAAAAAACAAACAAAAAAAAAACUUGUUAACAAAAAAAAGAGAGAAGAAAAUAAAGAGAAAUAAAAAUAUACACUGUAAAUAGCAAUCUCGUUAAAUAAUAGUUACACACGAAAAAUAGAAAGAUAUAUAUUAUUAAAAAUGCAAAUUUACAAAAAAAAAACAAAAUAACAAAAUGCAAAAAACAAAAUAGUUACAAAACAAAAACCCAAAAAAGAAGGAAUUAUUUUUAUAGAAAAAGCAAAAACCCGGAGAGAAAACUCAAAGCAAUAGACUUAAGCGAAAUGUACAACGCGAAACCGAAACGAAAACAAAAAACAAAACUUCAAUAAACCAACAAAACAACAAAACAACAAACAAACACAACAAACACACAAUACACAUACACACUUAUACCUAUAUUAUACACAAACACAAACACAUACACAAAAAAUGCACCUAUUUUCCUAUAGUACAUACAAACCAAGAAAUAGUUUAAACAAAAAAACAAACCUCGUUUUCCUUCUUUAAUUUCAUCUAAAAAAAAUAAUAAAAUAAAUUAUAAAAAAAAAACAAGAACCGUACAAAUUUACGAUACAAUAAACAAAAGCAAACAACAAACAAAAAAAAUGUAAAAUGACAAACAAACAAAGAAACUGAAAAGCCAAGUCCUUUUCUAAGUUUGAGUCCUUUAAUUUAUUGUUACAAAAAAAAUAACAAAAAAAACAAACAAAACAAAUUCAAAAACAAAAACUGAAAAAGCAUUUUUAAAGAUUACUUUUUAUUUUCGAUUAAAACAAACAAAAUAAUUAAUAUAAAAAAAAAACAAGAAAAAACUAUUACCAAAACCAAAAUCCUCGCAAACAAAAACAAAAAAAAUUCAACUUUUUUUUUUCUUAUAUUAAAUGUAUAACUAAAAAAGCAAAAAAACGAAAAGAAAAAAAAAAAAACAACUAAUGUUUUUAUGUUUAUAUAUAUAUAUAUAUAUAUAUUUUUUAUGAUUAUGAAAUUUUUUAUAUUAUGUAUACACACAAACUACUAUUUGAAUUAGUUGUUAAAAUUUAUUAUUACACACAUAUUAUUACACAAAAAUUUAUUUGAAAUUAAGCAUAAACAAUUUAAAAAAAAUAAAAACUACUACAAAAAAAAAAAUGAAACAUGUUAAUACAUUGAAGGAAAAAAAAAAUGGAACCUAUAGACGAGCAUCAUUGAAAUAUUUGAAAUAUAUUCGCGAUAGUACGAUUUUAUUUGGAAAAAAAAUAUUUGAAAAAGAAAUUCUUUGAUUUGAUUGUUCGAUUUUUUUUUGGUUAUUGCUUAAUUAAUAAAUAAAUAUGUGCAUGUAAAAAACAAAAUCAAGAAUUAUUCAUGAUAUAGAUGGCAAAAACAGAUUUACAAAGAAAUCAAGCUAAACAACUAUAUAAAUAUAUUAUAUUAUAUAAUAAUUUUUAACUCGUUAUGUAGUUACUUAUUAAUGAAAAAUAAAAAAUA